AUGAUUUGGAACAACACACACAACUUCAUCGUUUCCAAUUUCAACUUCAACAACAACAAUAACAAACAUCAUCAUCAUAAAAGACAUACAACGAGAGGAAGUUUUAACAAUAGAGGAAGCGCAUCAUCAUCAGUUCGGUUACCAUCAUCAUCUUUGGUCACAGCAGCAGCAGUAAUUACAACAACAACAGCAACAACGGCGAUGAUUUUAAUGUAUCCAUCAAAGUGCGAAGCUUCAACGAACAAAAAGAAUAACAACAACAAUAACAACAUAAAUCCAAUCGUCGCCGGCGCGUUUGCCGGAGCGGUGGCGAGAGUUUUCGUCGCACCUUUAGACGUGAUUAAAAUCCGUUUACAAAUACAAAAAGAAAACUAUUCGUUGACGAAUGCGAAAUAUAAAGGCGCGUUCUCGGCGAUGGCGACGAUUGCGAGAGAGGAAGGGAUCAGGAAAGGUCUGUGGGCCGGAACCAUACCGGCGCUGUGCUUGUGGAUACCGUACACCGGGAUUCAGUUUGGAAUGUUGAACGCGUUGAAUUCUUCUUCUUAUUCUUUGUCUUCAUCAUCAUCAUCAUCAAGUUUUUUGAACAAUAACUUUGUGUUUGGCGCAGUCGCCGGAGCGACGGCGACGGUUGCGACGUACCCGUUCGAUAUCAUCCGAACGCAGUUAGCGUCUCAAGGGAUACCGAAAACGUAUAACGGAGUAUUUGAUGCGUUCUUUGGUUUGUUGCGACGACGAAAAUUGUACGCCGGUUUAGGGAUUACUUUGAUUGAGAUUAUUCCGGCAACGUCGGUGCAAUUCGGCGUGUACGAGUACUUGAACUCAAUCGGUAAAGAGAGUAGUAAUAAUAAUAAUAAUAAUAAUAAUAAUAGUGGUAGUAGUGGUAGUAGCAGAAGCAGCAGUAGCAAUAGUAGUAGUUUCGAGUUGAACCAUUUCGCGAAAGGUUUCCUCGCCGGUUCGUGCGCGCGCGUGGCCAUCCACCCUCUGGACGUCAUGAAAAAGCGAUUACAAGUCGUCGGUCUCAAACGCGCCGCCUCGUACGGCGCCGCGGAAACCGCAAACAAAGCGUUUCCGCUCGUUCUCUCCAUUAUCAAAACCGAAGGCGUGCGCGGUUUCUACAAAGGUUUAGUCCCGGCAUUGUGUAAAUCCGCGCCGAGUAGCGCGAUUACCUUCGGCGUUUACGAGUUCGCGAUGCAGGUUUUAGAUUCCUUCACAAACUCUCUCGACGAACAAGAAUGA
Messenger RNA from Bathycoccus prasinos, 1236 nucleotides. RefSeq lists its product with no specific name. The record is from RefSeq and is a predicted model, not a curated record. Gene Ontology annotation, molecular function: thiamine transmembrane transporter activity. Gene Ontology annotation, cellular component: mitochondrial inner membrane. The coding region runs from base 1 to 1236 and encodes 411 amino acids. NCBI's taxonomy places the organism in Eukaryota, Viridiplantae, Chlorophyta, Mamiellophyceae, Mamiellales, Bathycoccaceae. The transcript has a single exon. Gene Ontology annotation, biological process: thiamine pyrophosphate transmembrane transport.